AUGUUUCAUCUCUGGAACCUUCUUUGCUUCUGCGGCCUGCUCACUGGCACCUCGGCAGCUCUUCUUCCUGAUUUGGGCAGUGUCCUGAGCAACACGGUGGACAAGGUCACUUCCGUCGUCCAGGAUGGGCUUGUUGGGACUGUUGAAAAUACAGUUCAAGAUGUCCUUGAGAAACUGAAGGUAGACUUGGGGCCACUUCAGGAUUCCAGUGUUUUUCAACAGGUCCAGUCUAAGAUCCUGGGAGCUGAGAGCUUGCUGGCUGAUAUUAUUUCUAAUAUUCAAUCUUCAGAUGGUCUUCUGGGGGUGAAAAUUACCAAUUCUGCCAUUUUGGAUGUCAAAGUUGAACCGGCAGCUGAUGGCCUAAGCACCAAUGUGAGGACCCCGAUCACCACUAAUGUCAGUGUGUCUCUGCCUCUCGUGGGGCAAGUGAUCAACUUGUCUGUGUACUUGGACCUGCUGGCUGGACUCAGCGUUACAACCGAUCCCCAGACUGGCCUCCUCUCUGUGGCUGUGGGAGAAUGCGCCACUGACCCAGCCAGCAUCUCACUGUCUGUGCUGGACAGUAAUAUCGAACUGAUCAACAAGGUUUUGCAAUCUGUGAGUGGCACCGUGAGUAACAUCGCAUCCGUCCUGGUACAGCAGCAAAUAUGCCCACUGCUCAGAAUCCUACUGAGUGGCCUGCAAGUCAAGUCUCUUUCAGACAUCACCUGUGAGUCACAGGGGAAAUGGAUUGACCUGCUGUGGGAAGGUGGCUUUUGGGGUCGGAUCCCUUCAGAGCAGUGA
Messenger RNA from Fukomys damarensis (Damara mole-rat), 783 nucleotides. RefSeq names its product BPI fold containing family A member 2 (gene Bpifa2). The record is from RefSeq and is a predicted model, not a curated record. The transcript is spliced from 7 exons. The coding region runs from base 1 to 783 and encodes 260 amino acids. Gene Ontology annotation, molecular function: lipid binding. Lineage: Eukaryota; Metazoa; Chordata; Mammalia; Rodentia; Bathyergidae.